This is a messenger RNA of Caenorhabditis remanei, 1320 nucleotides long. RefSeq lists its product as uncharacterized. NCBI's taxonomy places the organism in Eukaryota, Metazoa, Nematoda, Chromadorea, Rhabditida, Rhabditidae. The record is from RefSeq and is a predicted model, not a curated record. Bases 1 to 1320 code for a protein of 439 amino acids. The transcript is spliced from 10 exons.
AUGACAACUAGUACCGACCUCUAUUAUGAAACCGUGUGGAAAUCGAAAUGUUCGUCGAAUGAGAAGAGUUUUCUGGCUUCCUGGCAAGGAUUAUCCCUAUUUUCACAUUCGAUGCUUGUCGUGUUUUUACCUUUUUAUGCGUUCACGGCAUAUUGUAUUUUGAAGAAAACGCCGAGGACUAUGGACUCGGUGAAGUUUGUUUUGUUGAAUGCACAUUGUUGGUCCUGCUACUGUGACGUUUUAAUAUGUUCCCUCAUCACUCCUUAUUUCUUCUUCCCAACUAUUUCCGGGUUCCCCGUCGGUCUCAUCCGUGUGCUCGGAAUUCCAACAUCGGUUCAAGUGUUUAUUGGAUUUGUCUCAUUAUUGUUUAUGGGUACCUCACUAGUGGCAUUAUUUGAAAAUCGGAACAGCUGUCUUCCAACUAAUCGAUUUCGAAUAACAAAACAGAAAACUAGAUUUUUAUAUUAUUUAUUCAAUUGUGCAGUAAUUAUCGGUUAUUUAAUACCACCAUUUUGUAAUAUUCCUGAGCAAGAAUCAGCGAAACUGUUUCUUUUGCAGAAUAUACCUUGUCCCACUGAAGAGUUCUUCUACACCGAAGUUUUUGUAUGGACAAUUGACAAGUUUUGGUCCUGCUACUGUGACGUUCUAGUUUGUUCCCUCAUCACCCCAUACUUUUUCUUUCCAACAGUCUCCGGAUUCCCCGUCGGAUUCCUCCGUGUGCUCGGAGUUCCCACAUCAGCUCAAGUGUUUAUUGGAAUUGUCUCAUGCUUGUUUAUGGGCACUUCACUUGUGCCAUUAUUCGAGAAUCGGAGCAGUUCUAUUCCAAGUAAUCGAUUUCGAAUAACAAAAAAGAGAACCAGAUGUAUAUAUUAUUUAUUCAAUUGUACGGUUAUUUUCGGUUAUUUAAUACCACCAUUUUGUAAUAUUCCGGAGCAAGAAUCAGCGAAAUUGUUUCUUUUGCAGACAAUCCCUUGUCCCACUGAAGAGUUCUUCUACACCGAAGUUUUUGUAUGGACUAUUGACAAGUUUUGGUCCUGUUACUGUGACAUUCUAAUCUGCUCCCUUAUCACUCCUUAUUUCCUCUUCCCUACAGUCUCCGGCUUCCCCGUUGGUCUCCUCCGUGUACUCGGAGUUCCCACAUCAGCUCAAACGUUUAUUGGAUGCGUCUCAUUGUUGUUUAUGGCUACCUCACUAGUGGCAUUAUUCGAAAAUCGAAGCAAUUGUAUUCCAAAGAAACAAGGCUCAAUGGGUGGCGCAUCCAACAUGUCAAACAAUGUGCGGCCUGGAAUGGGAAGACCGCGUGUUAUUCCUACGUUUUAA